AGUGCAUUUUCGUAAAAAACACUCACUUGUCCCUAUAAAAGCGCAUCAAUUCUCAUAAUCCUCCUCACAAAAACAUACUUCCUUAUACUCAUUUCCACUCUCUCGCACACAACAGAAGUAAUCCAAAUUCCCUUUUUCCUUUUCCUUUUCUACGAGAAUGUCAUCUCAAUUAACAGAAAAUCACCGUGAAAAUGCAGAGAUUUUCACCGAUCCAACGAUCUGCAAACAAAAAUCUCUGGAACUUCUCGAGCAAAUCAAUAUGCCAAAAGGACUUCUCCCAUUGGAUGAUCUAAUCGAAAUAGGCCACAAUAAGCAAACCGGGUUCGUCUGGCUGAAACAGAAGAAGGCAAAAGAAAACCGGUUUAAGAAAAUCGGAAAACUUGUCUGGUACGAUACUGAGGUCACCGGAUUCCUUGAAAAUCGCCGGAUGAAGAAACUCACCGGCGUAAAAAGUAAGGAACUCUUGAUCUGGAUAACAGUUUCUGAUAUUUCUAUUCAGGACCCUGAAUUUCAGAAAAUUACUUUUGCUACCCCUUCUGGAAUUUCUAAGGCUUUUCCGGUCUCUGCGUUCGAGGAUUGAGGGCGGUGGGAUUGCUUCUUCAUUAGUAUUAAUAAUUUAACUACCAUUUCCUUUUCCUUUUCCGUUUUUUUUGUUUAAUAAUAUCAUUUUCUUUUUAAACUUCUGUAAUGAAAAAGAAAUGUAUAAGUGAAACUAUUUUCUCUUUCUUUUGGUGGUCAAAAAUUCAUGCACUCUUUUCG
Molecule: messenger RNA, 759 nt
Organism: Solanum dulcamara
Lineage: Eukaryota; Viridiplantae; Streptophyta; Magnoliopsida; Solanales; Solanaceae
Exons: 1
Coding region: 158-580 (140 amino acids)
Source: RefSeq, a predicted model, not a curated record